AUGGAGACAGUCAAUAAAAAGGAUACCGCCGGUCACUUUCUCGGUGAACAUAAGGUAAACAUGGCUUGGCGCCGGUGCUUAAAAGCGUGCGCGAACUCACGAGUCUGGCUCACUCCAUUUCCUUCGUUUACGAUCUGCUGCUGUUCAUUCGAACUUCUACUGGGCACAAUCUGCUUUGUAGUGAUGUCUGUGGUAGUCUUACUCACACUACUGGCAAUUUUUAAUGGAGGUGAAACAGGUGUUCACGAAAGACCAUGUGCUCGACGUGUUGUUGGAUAUAUCACAUCAUGGGGUACUGUUCCGUUCACAGACGACCAGGCAAAACGACUAACACAUCUUGUGUUUGCCUUUUUCACGAUGGAAUCUGAUGGGCGAAUCUAUCUCGACGGUGACGCUGCUCAGCAACGUCUGGACGCUGUAAUGACCGUGGCUAAACGAAACUCUCACCUAAAGACACUAUUCGCCAUUGGUGGAUGGGAGAACUCACAGUACUUCUCGUUGUUGACAGCUGACCAUCCGCGGCGGACCAUUCUAAUCAACAACAUCAUUGAAGUCAUUAAAAAGUAUGGAUUCGACGGUGUAGAUCUUGAUUGGGAAUACCCAGUUACGGGAGGAUCCGUCGAAGGAACGCCGUCUGACCGAAGGAAUUACGUUCAUCUGAUGAGAGAACUGCGUAACAGACUACGAGAAUUAGAAGAACAAACAGGCAGACAGACAGGAUACUUGAUAUCAUUUGCUGGUGCGGCUGGUCACUGGGUUCUCAAGCCAGGUUACGAUCUCGUCCAACUAGUCAAAUAUGUUGACUUUGUAAACGUUAUGUCUUACGACUAUUUUGGCGCUUGGCAAUCGAAAUGGGGUGCAUUUACCGGACCACCUGCUCCAUUACAUUUUGCGACACCAAAAGGAUUCUCUGGUCGUAUGAACGUGCACGCAACCAUGAAGUACUACGGUUGUCAAAUCAAAGCGACCAAUAAGCUUAACAUGGGGGUUCCGUUCUAUGGAAGAUAUUGGCACAACGUUGGCGACGCUGCUGAUCCUAACGAUGAAAUGUGGCGCACCGCUAAAGCCACUGACGGUUACGCGAAAUUUGAGGGUGGUGACGUCAAAUGGAGAGAACUGCACAAACGUUUCGACGUUUCACGUGCAAAAUUCCAUCAAGGAGCGAAAAGUCCAUUCAUAUGGCUGCAAGAAAAUCAGACUUUCGUGGGCUUUGAGAAUCCAGAAAGUCUCGGAUUUAAAGUCAACUACAUAAUCGAAAACGAUCUCGGUGGUGUCAUGGUUUGGGCGAUCGAUUUUGAUGAUGACCAACUCACGAUGCUAAAGGUUGUCACUGAGGGCGAGCUGUGCAUUCGCAAUGGACAUCCUAUGGGAAUGGCAUACAAAUGUUCGCCAAUCAACGAACAGCGUUGGUGGACUUACGAUGAUGGUGAGGAACUGGCUGGAAUGUGUGGUAAAUCGGCUCCGCUAUACGAUGGUUAUUAUCCAGUAUGUGACCCGGACGACCCUGGACAUGCCUGCUGUGGAAAAUUUGGUUACUGUGGAUCAGGACCAGAGUUUUGCACAUGCCCAGAAUGCAUUGAUUAUGGAACAGAUCCCAUGCUAAUUCUCAAGGAACCUAUUAAGCCAACCCAAGCUAAUAUCACAUGGUACACUUCUGAUGCUGCAGAUGGAAAAAGGGGUCGCUGUGGGCGACAAGCUCCACCCAUUGACGGUGUACCUCCAACUUGUAAUCCUGACGAUGAGAAUGCACACUGUUGCAGCAAUGGUGGUUAUUGUGGAAACAGCAAGGAACACUGCGAAUGUGUCGGCUGUGUGGAUUUCUCCAAAACAAGAGACUUCACCUAUAAACCAUCAGAGUGGUGGACAUAUGUUGAGAAUCCCGCGAAUGUUGGCCGAUGUGGACCUGAUGCUGAACGUCUCCCAUCAGGAAGAAUUCCCAAAUGUGAUCCAACUGGUGCAGCAUAUUGUUGUAGUCGUGCCGGCUAUUGUGGGUCAGGCGCUGAUUAUUGUGAUUGUCUUGGAUGUGUCGAUUUCAAAAAACAUCCAAAUCAUGAAUAUUAA
Molecule: messenger RNA, 2061 nt
Organism: Necator americanus (New World hookworm)
Lineage: Eukaryota; Metazoa; Nematoda; Chromadorea; Rhabditida; Ancylostomatidae
Exons: 18
Coding region: 1-2061 (686 amino acids)
Biological process (GO): carbohydrate metabolic process
Molecular function (GO): hydrolase activity, hydrolyzing O-glycosyl compounds; chitin binding
Source: RefSeq, a predicted model, not a curated record